Messenger RNA from Suillus bovinus, 3342 nucleotides. Its product is annotated as CHAT domain-containing protein. The transcript is spliced from 5 exons. The record is from RefSeq and is a predicted model, not a curated record. Bases 1 to 3342 code for a protein of 1113 amino acids. Gene Ontology annotation, molecular function: protein binding. NCBI's taxonomy places the organism in Eukaryota, Fungi, Basidiomycota, Agaricomycetes, Boletales, Suillaceae.
AUGAUCCUCGCACUCUAUCCAGUCAUCAACGGAAAGAAUAUUCGAGUCCCUUCCGAGCGCAUUCCCGCUGGCAUAUACAUAUCCAUCAAUGUUGACUCCCGGAGAUGCUGGAAAUCAGCCAUCAGCGUUCUAUCAUCUGAUGAAUCUGUAGCGUGGGGGAAUACUGUGACUCUAUCAUCACUUGCCUCACCUGCGUUAUCAAUCGAGAUCAGGGCAUCUUAUGAGCUUGGUCAAAUGCUAGGCGGUGGAGAAGUCAUCGGGAAACUUGAAAUGUCGUGGGAUGAGCUACUUGAUCAUGGAGAUAAGCCAUUUGGCGAAUCUAUCCUUCCCACCUGUGUUGCCGUUGUACAUGACCGCGAAGACCAGGACGGCGCACUUUUUGAUUCCCUCGUACUCUGCGAGGUUGCUCGAGAGACAGAUGCGGGCCACGCACAAUUCUCCGCAUAUGUGACAAGCAAGACAGUUUCUUACCUGAACGAUGCUGUGGAGCAUUUUCAAUUGGCUCUAGAACAGUGUCCAGUCAGCCACCCUGACCACGCAACAGCUCUCACCAACCUUGCAUGGGCCCGCCUCAAAGGUUAUGUUCAAAAUGAUCUUGAAGAUAUUGAUUCUACCACUUCCCUCUUCCGGGACGCCCUUGCAUUGCGUCCGCAAUGCCAUCCCGAUCAUCCCUUAUCUCUAUAUAAUCUCACCGAAGCGCUGACUUGGCGCCACGACAAGAAAGGUGCUGCUGCCGACAUCCGUGAAGCUGCUCACCUCUAUCAUGAGCUACUGCCUCUCUGUCUAGAGGGUACCUACCUUCAUGGCAUGAUAAGAGGGCCAGAUGGUGUCAAUUAUGUACUAGAUGAAUGCAAUGAUCUUCCAACAGACGCAUCUGAUGAAGGCAUUCACCUUCGAAGAGUUGUCCUCGAGCUCUGUCCUCUGGGCCAUCGACUUCGUCCAACAGCGCUCGACGAGCUUGCGCAAGCGGUUGAAGCACGCUUUGACCAGCACGGCAACAUCGAUGACCUUGAGACGAGCAUUCAACUCGGUCGUGAAGCCGUGUCUCUAUGUCCCUCGGGACAUGCCGAUCGCGACUGCUACCUGAGUGACUUGGCCAUGUCACUCAUGUCCCGCUUCGAUUACCAAGGCAGGCCCAAUGACCUCGAUGAGGCCAUUUCUUUGCAUGAAGAAGCGUUGCGCCUGUGCCCUGUUGGGCACGAAUGUCGUGGUGCCUCAUUGGACAAUUUAGGGCUUGCCCUCGCCACUCGUUUCAAAGAACGCGACGACAUUGAUGACAUCACCCGAGCUGUCAGCCUCUAUCGCGAGGCACUGACGUUGCGCCCACCUGGGCAUUCAGAUCGUGACACUACGCUCAACAACCUUGCCCUCGCGCUCAUCAUCAGAUAUGAUGAAUUGGAUGUCAACGAGGAUCUUGAUGAAGCCAUUGAUUUGUAUCGCGAAUCCCUUCGGUUAAUGCGGAUUGACGAUUCAGAGCGCCAUGUAACUCUUCAGAAUUUGAGCUCGGCGCUCUGCUCUCGUUUCACGCAAACUGAGAAGAAUGAAGACGUUGAAGAGGCCAUUGCUCUUUGCCAUGGGUCAUUGAAGGUUUUGCCUUCACUCCAUCCAGACAGACAUUACUCCUAUUUCAGGCUGCGGGAAGCCUAUAUGUCUCGUUACUGCGUGCAGCACGAGCCUGCCGAUCUGGAACUUGCAGUGGAGAACUUUAGACUCGCAUCAAGACAUCCUACUCAAGGAUUUCCGGAACGCAUCAUGGAAGCUAUUGAAUGGGCUCGCGAAGCAGAGGUCUAUCAACAUGAAUCUGCUCUUGAAGCAUACCAAAUGUGCUUUGAGCUUUUCGACAGCCACGUGAUGACGCGAUCAUCUAUUAUCUCACGGCGUGAGGCUGCAACCGCUUUUCGUGAUGCACGAUCACUUCCUGUAGACGCAGCCUCAUGUGCCAUACGUCGUGACAAUCUACGACGGGCAGUCGAGCUCGUGGAGCAGGGACGUGGCCAGCAGUGGUCGCUGGCAUCGCGGCUCAGGACACCGCUCGACGACCUCGAGUCUAGGAAUCCCGAACUAGCUCGCAAGUUACUACAUCUUAGCAAACGCCUGUCCGAUGCUCAGGGUUCUGCAACUAACGCAGACAGAGCUGCUGCUGAUCAGGCAGAAACAGAAUAUAGGAGACUUGCAAGGCAAUGGGAAGCUGCAGUAGCUGAAAUCCGUGAUCUUCAGGAGUUCUCGCGGUUCCUGCUCCCACCUUCAUAUGAAGAUCUGCAAGAGGCGGCGCGCCAGGGCCCGGUCAUCAUCCUCAUUGCGAGUCAAUACUCGUGCAGCGCCAUUAUCGUCCCGACAUCAGGAGAUCCCCAUCACGUUCCCCUGGCGUCUGUCACUCUCUCAGAUCUGACCAAUCUCAAAGAUCGCUUCGCCAGGGCGAUACGACACGCAUCUAUACUGGGCCCAAACGUGCCGCGGAACGAUCUAAUAGUUCUUUUACGAACGGUUUGGGACGAGAUUAUGAUGCCCAUCGUCAAUGUCCUCCAGCAUGAUCUGAAAUUAAAAUUUCACUCUCGGAUCUGGCUGUGCCCGACUGCAGCUUUCACGUCCAUUCCUCUCCACGCAGCUCACCCGUUUCGAACGAACGCAGAUCGUUCUAAAGAGCCAUGUCUGGAGGAUCUCUACAUCUGCUCUUACACGCCGACACUUUCGGCUCUAGUUAGGUCUAGACAGAUGAUGAAGAGACGCGUCACUCCGUCCUUUGCGACAGUCGGACAGGGACAACCGGGUGGAGGGAAAGGGAAGGCGCUCUUGACUGUCGAAAGUGAGCUUGAGCUCGUUCAUAAGCUCGUCCCUGUGACUGCCAGCCGCACCACUAUCUCUGGCGACGCAGCCACACGCGCAGGUGCGCUUGAAGCUUUGCAGCAGAACACCUGGGUACAUCUAGCUUGUCAUGGCAAGCAGGACCCUACACAACCUUAUAAUUCGCAUUUCGUCAUGAGAGACGAAGAUCUGACGCUGCUCGAUAUCAUGGAACGAGAUAUCCCGUACGCCGAGUUCGCGUUCCUAUCAGCGUGUCAUACCGCCGUUGGCGAUGAGAAGACGCCGGACGAAGUGAUUCACCUCGCAGCUGGUCUUCAGUUUUCAGGAUUCAAGAGCGUGAUUGGCACGCUGUGGCAGGUCGACGACGCUGUCGCAAAACAUGUCGUCAAAGCCUUCUAUGAGAAUAUGUUCAAAGAUUUGAAGGACGGUGGCGUCAUGGACUGUACGAAGGCGGCCUGGGCACUGAACCGUGCUACGCACGCCGUGAAGACGAAAGUGCCGCUUGAGCAGAGGAUGGUUUUUAUUCAUAUUGGUGUGUAG